Messenger RNA from Gossypium arboreum, 2848 nucleotides. RefSeq names its product endoribonuclease Dicer homolog 2-like. The coding region runs from base 186 to 2351 and encodes 721 amino acids. Gene Ontology annotation, cellular component: cytoplasm; nucleus. The record is from RefSeq and is a predicted model, not a curated record. Gene Ontology annotation, biological process: siRNA processing. Gene Ontology annotation, molecular function: protein binding; ribonuclease III activity; RNA binding. NCBI's taxonomy places the organism in Eukaryota, Viridiplantae, Streptophyta, Magnoliopsida, Malvales, Malvaceae. The transcript has 8 exons.
GUCCUUAUUUUCUUUAUCUCAAAUAGUUAAUGCAUGUGAUUUCAAGAUAUAUAAAGUUGUUAGAAGAAGUAUCUGAUCUUCGUUUAUUUUAUUUAAUUAUUUGAUUCGUAGAAAAGGAGCCCUAUAAUGAUGAUCAACCUAUUUUCUUUCCGCCUGAACUAGUGAAUAAGGGUUCACUGGACUCCAUGACAAAGUACUACUGCUACUUAAUGGAGUUGAAGCAGAACUUUGAUUAUGAGGUUCCUGUUCAGAACAUCAUGCUUCUUGUCAGGAAUCAGUUUGACAUGGAUGAAAAAAGUAUGAAUAUUGAGUUAGAAGUUGACAGGGGCACAUUAACAGUUAACAUGAAAUAUAUUGGACUAAAAUGUCUUAAUUCUGACCAGGUUAUCUUAUGUAGAAGGUUUCAGCUUGCAGUUUUUCAAGUACUUAUGGAUCGUAAAGCUGAAAAGUUGGCAGAGGUGUUAUGUGACCAUACCUUGGGGAAUAAUUCUGAAAUUGAUUAUCUACUCCUCCCAUCAAAUUAUGUGGGCCAGAGUCCUCUAAUUGAUUGGUUGUCAGUUACUUCUGUCACAUUUUCUUAUGAAAAGGCCUGCAAGAAUCAUGUGAACUGCAAUGCUGAUAUAUUGAUACAGAUCAAAAGCGGUCUGGUGUGCACUUGCAUGAUCCAAAAUUCGUUGGUCACUACUCCUCAUAAUGGUCAUGCUUAUAUUAUCAGUGGUCUUUUAACUAAUAUAAAUGCAAAUUCACUUUUGAGGUUGAGUGAUGGACGCUUAAUGACUUACAAGGAAUAUUAUGAAAAACGCCACGGUAUCAAUUUAUGUUAUAGUCAAGUCUCUUUCCUUGCUGGGCGACAGAUUUUCCGGGUGCAAAAUCACAUUCAAAGGCGCAGAAAACAGAAAGAGAGAGAAUCAAGUAACCCAUUCGUAGAAUUGCCUCCUGAGCUUUGUUGUGUAGUAAUGUCUCCCAUAUCGAUCAGCACAUUUUAUUCUUUCACAUUUCUUCCGUUAAUCAUGCAUCGACUCGAGUCUUUGCUCCUUGCUACCAGCUUGAAAAAGAUGCAUUUGAAUCAUUGCGUGCAAAAUGUUGCGAUUCCAACCAUGAAGGUUUUGGAGGCAAUUACUACCAAAAAGUGCCUAGAAAACUUUCAUUUGGAAUCACUAGAGACUCUUGGUGACUCUUUUUUGAAGUAUGCUGUUUGUCAACAGCUUUUCAAAAAAUAUCAAAAUCAUCACGAGGGCCUUCUUAGUAUUAGGAAGGAAAAAUUUAUUUCAAAUACAGCUCUGUCCAUGCUAGGAUGUGACAAGAAACUUCCGGGGUUUAUCCGUGAUGAGCCUUUCGAUCCCAAAGACUGGAUGAUUCCUGGUUAUAAUUGUGGAAGUUACUCAUUAAAUGAGGAAACACUGUGUAAUGCAAAAAAAAUAUAUGUUAGAGGAACAAGAAAGCUGAAGUUUAAGAAGGUUGCUGAUGUUGUUGAGGCACUUAUUGGUGCAUACCUUAGCACGGGAGGCGAAGCAGCUGGAUUACUAUUUUUGGAUUGGAUCGGUAUAAGUAUUAAUUUCACAAAUAUACCAUAUGAAAGACAUUUUAAAGUGCGGGCCGAGAAGUUUGUUAAUGUCCAGCACUUUGAGUCCCUUCUACACUAUUCAUUCCAAGACCCUUCUUUGUUGGUGGAAGCAUUAACCCAUGGUUCUUAUAUGCUAGCUGAAAUUCCAGGAUGUUAUCAGCGGCUGGAAUUUCUAGGGGACUCCGUUUUAGAUUAUCUUAUUACUCUGCAUUUAUAUAAUAAAUAUCCUGGGCUCACGCCAGGAUUAUUAACGGAUCUUAGGUCAGCAUCUGUUAACAACAAUUGCUAUGCAUUAUCAGCUGUAAAGGCUGGAUUUCAUAAGCACAUUCUCCAAAGUUCACAGAAGCUUUACAAGGAAAUAAAAGAAACCGUCGAAAGUUUUCAGGAAUUAUCGUUGGAAUACACUUUCGGCUGGGAAUCUGAAAAAUCUUUCCCCAAGGUACUCGGUGACGUGAUGGAGUCACUUGCUGGAGCUAUUUUUGUUGAUUCAGGAUACAAUAAGGAAAUCGUAUUCCAGAGUAUAAGGCCACUGUUGGAGCCCAUGAUUACUCCGGAGACUCUGAAGGUUCACCCUGUCAAAGAGCUAUAUGAGCUCUGUCAAAAGCAGCAUUAUGAACUAAGAACACCCAUUGUUUCACAUGAGGAUGGCAUGUCUUCUAUUACGAUAGAGGUUGAAGCAAAUGGGAAGGUAUUCAAGCACACAUCCACAGUUUGUGAUAAGAAGAUGGCCAAGAAAGUGGCUUCCAAAGAAGUUUUGAAGUCUCUAAAGGGAGCCAGUUGUAGCUAGAUUUUGCAUUUGACCUGAGCGGAGAUCAAACAUCUAUUACAUUGCCGUAGCUUUAGCAAAGCUUGAAAACAUAGGGGACUCGAUUUGCAGUAGAGUAUUUGGGUUACCUUCCUCAGCCAGGGUACCUUGAUUGAGAACAAAUACUUUGUCAGCAUUCAAACUGUUCAAAUAGAGUGUGUGAUUGGGAUCACUGUCAUUCCUCAAAGGAAAAAAUUGACCCUUUAUAGGUGAAGGGCUUCAUAAAUACUUUCUUUUCGAGUUUAGCCAUAAACUCAAUUGUCACUGACUGCUCAUACAUGUUUGACAAAACCUUUGCACGGGAUAAAUGAUGGUAUGAUUGGUCUCAUAGGAAGAGAUUAUGGGGACUUUCCCCCAAGUACAUUAAACAUGUACGCAAAUUCAUAAGCUUGAUGGAGGGGACUAAAUAACUUACUUCUACCCUAAGCAUUACAGAAUCUAAAUGUUGAAAUACUUAUAUAUUUAUUUAGAUAGAUAAA